AUGUCCACUUCAGAAAUGUCAUCCACGUCAUCAGAAAUCCAUCAUGACGCCCAAGCUUUAUACGAACAAACCAACUUUGAAGAACUUCAAGGCGACCUCUUCACCGCCUCUCCACCCACCGACUCUCUCGCUCAUUGUAUCUCUGCAGACAUUAAGAUGGGAAAGGGAAUAGCCGUUUUGUUCAAAUCAAAAUUCGGGGGUGUAUCCGAACUUCAAGAACAGUCCAAACGCGUUGGAGAAGUAGCUUACCUCGUUCGCGAUGGAAGAUACAUAUUCUACUUGAUUACUAAGGAGAGACAUUUCCACAAACCCACACAUGAGGACUUCGAGAAGGCUGUGUCAGAGUUGAGAAGUUUGUGUGAUGAGUUGGGCGUUUUGGGUUUGAGUAUUCCAAGGAUCGGGGCUGGGUUAGAUAAAUUGGAUUUGGAUUACGUUAAAAGCGUUGUUAAGAACGCCUUUGACGGAUCUAAUACGAAAGUCACCAUGUUUUAUUUGUAA
Messenger RNA from Paraglomus brasilianum, 498 nucleotides. The record is from the annotation of a GenBank genome assembly. NCBI's taxonomy places the organism in Eukaryota, Fungi, Glomeromycota, Glomeromycetes, Paraglomerales, Paraglomeraceae.